AUGUCCCUAGGCCAUGCCCGCCAGCGCUCCAACUCAGCAAAGGGCUCCUCCAUUCGAUCAGACGUCAAGUUCCAAAUCCCCACCCCGAGCAUCACCCCCCAAAACGACGAGUUCGCAUUCCAGCCAUGCGCCGCAACCGGCUCGUUCCUGCUGUACGCGCAGCAGAACAUCAUCUACUGCCUACACCACGACACCCUGGCCGUAGAGAAGCGCUUCGAGAGACACCGAGAAGACGUGGCCUGGAUCUCGACCGACAACGUUAGCGAGCGCGGCGCAGGCCGACUGGUCCUGAGCUACGACACCGGCUCGACCGCCAUAGUCUGGGAUCUGCUGUCCGGAGAUGAAGUCGCGCGCUUUGCUUCGUACGAGCAGAUCAGGGUGGCCACGUGGAUGAGAAACGGAAAUGUUGCCUUUGGAAACGCCCAGGGCAACAUCAUCCUAUUCGAGCCCUCCACAUCCGAGCACCUCUCCGCAAGAACCAUCUUCGACCCCAUCACCGCGCUAGCGCCAGCUUCAGACUGCCGCACUUUCGCAAUUGGCUACCACAAUGGCUCCAUCCUCAUUGCGACACUGCAGCCCACCUUCACCAUCAUCCACACCUUGACCACGCCCAGGAUCCCCUCCCCUGUGGCCGGCCUGGCUUGGCAUGGUUCUUCCUCGAAGCAAAAGUCCGAAAUGUUGGCUGCUCAAGCAUCAGACGGUGACCUUAGAGUGUGGAGCGUCCCCAAGUCUUCGCAUGGCGGCGAUGCACCCUGUGUCAUUCGUGUGCUCAACAAGUCGGAAUCGAGAGAAGCUGGCCCUUGCUGGUUCUCCUGGUCCAAGAACGGCCGAAUCGUCCAAUACACGGAAGGCCAAACCUGCUCGUGGGACGUUCGCACCAAGCGAGUCACGUAUGAAACCGUUCCCACGACCCAAGAUGUUGCCGCUAUCUGCAGCUAUGGCCCGACGGCCACGCUGUUCACCGUGAGCCAGAGCUACAGUGUUCAGCAGUACGACAUCAACCCUAGCAGCACACCAACAAUGGUUGCCAACGUCCAGCAUGCACCCGCAGAACCACCUCCUUCGCCCCCGGUCUCCUUGGAUGAGCAGAGACAGAUACACCUGCAACUCGAUGAGGAGCCGGUGACAGCCCGCCCAAUCAAGACUGCGCCUCAGAUGCUCCUUGCCUCGGAGGCUAGCGAGGACGAGGACAUCAUGAUGUCGCCACUGCAGAAGAUUGCAAAUGAGCUCGUCGAGUUGGAAGAAGAGCGUCGUGACCGUGUCGGACCCCUGAGUCCAGUGUCAAGUCGCGGAUCCCUGAGCUCGCGUUCCUCUGCUGGUAGCGGGCGCCAACCACGAUAUCGCUACGACAGGCCCACGUGGGGGACGGCCCGAUCGUCGAGGAGUGCAGCUUCUGGCGCCUCGGGCACCGUUUUCUCCUCCGGAGACUCGUCUUUCGCAGAAGGCGCUUCGCAAGCCAGCAUCUCCAUCCGUUCCGCUACCUCGGCCGCAGCGUCGUCUCGAUACGGCUCGUCAGCCCUUCGCAAGGAGGUGAUGCGUAGCCCAGACGAGUCGAAGAAGACCCAGAAGCUGGAUUUGUUCCCUUUCACCAAAGCCAGGCUCGCCGACGUUCCCUUCCGACCCACAGAGCUGGGGCCCGAGCGAACGCCAAAUGACCUUAGACGAAACCUGCUCAAAGUGGUGUUCGGAUGGGAAAACGACAUCGACGAACUUGUUCGGGAUGAGCUCGCACGCCACCCUGCUGGGUCGGCUGCGGCUGUCCUUCUUUCCAAGUGGCUUGGUGAACUGGGAGCUGACUUCAUGGCAUCCAUGGUCGGUUCCGAGUCUAUGACUUCUUCUGACUGGAUGCUUCUUGCGUUGAGUAACAUGGGGCAAGGCUCGCAGAAAAAGGUGGGCGAGGCUUUUGUCCAGCGGCUGCUGGAGAAGGGCGACGUCCAUCCCGCGGUCGCUAUUCUCCUUGGUCUGGGCGAGAACAACGAUGCUAUUGAAGUCUACGUCUCCCAGAAGCAGUACAUGGAAGCUGUCCUCUUGACCUGUCUUAUAUUCCCUACGGACUGGCAAAGACAGUCUUUCCUGGUGAGGAAAUGGGGUGAGGUGGCAGUCGCCAAGGGCAAAGCCGAGUUGGCAGUGAGGUGCUUCUCUUGCAUGGGCCUCGAAGCCACCGAGCCGUGGUUCUCUCCUCGAGCUCAGGAUGCAGUCUUCUCUGCUCAAAAACAAGCUCUGCUCGGCUCGCAGCUCAGCCCGCCAUUGUCUCCUCCAAGCGUGGGUAGCAGUCGAGUCGUCGCCAGGAUGGCGUCUCUCAAGCUUGUCACAGACUUUUCUCGUGGACCGCAGCCCAGACAGAUUGUUAGAGGGGAAGAAGACGAGCAAACCCCGAUGAACCAUGGCACCACCCCGAUCGCCGAAUCUGCAACCACCCCGGCAGUAGGCACUCACGGCUGGAUCGGCCGCGGAGCCGCUCGAGACAGAUCUUUGGAGCCUUCUUCUGCACGGACCGCGACUCCAGGAGCGUAUGGCAGCAGAAGACGAAUGGCAUCUCGGUCUGACGCUGGACGCUCUACGAACACCAACGAAAGCCUGGCUACCCUCGCCCUUCCCGAUCGUGGACAACGAGCUGAAUCCAAACCAAGGACUGCCAUCGACAACGUCGGACGUGAAGCUGAGACCCUGCCAUUCUCGACCAGACGUACCACCUCCGCAGGCAACGCCAACGACUUUGUCCUCUCGGCAUCCACGUUUGCACCUGCUAAAGCUAACGAUCACCUUCCCUCUCCCGCGGUGGGCGUUUUCGACGCCUACAAAGAGAAGUCAACGGUGUCGCGCACCAGUUCUCGCAGCAGAAACCAGAGAGACCUCCAUCUAGCGAUGCAGAAGACUGUCGUUGAGGCAGGUCCAGACACGCACUACACCAACAACUUGAGUCCGCCCCUCACUGACGCGAGCCUGAAGAGUGCAAAGGCGCGCAGCAUCGAUCAGUACAUCAAUAGCCUCGAUGAAGCUACACACUUUGCUCGCGAGCGUGCUGACUCUAGAGACGAGGAAAGACCUGCCUCACGCACAGCCAAGGCGCGCAGCCGAACUCGCGAUGGAUCUGAAGGUCGUGGGCGAACCGAUGUCCGCUACAUUCGAGCCGCCAAGCGGUCGCCAUCGUCUCCUGUGCCCAUGUCGCAUGAGGAUGUUGGUGUGAACAGCACGGAAGAGGCCGCAGCGAACAGCGAGAGUUACGACGACGAGCGAUUCUACAAGAUGGAGGUGGCCUCCCCAAUCGCCACAGAAUCGAUAGCGAGCACCCGCAGAGCACGCAGUCGCGCACGGUACGGCACAAGCAAGACCAGAGCCUCGUCCAAGACUGCACAACGCGCCGAGUCCCCCGAAGGCGUCAUGGGCACCCGCAGCAGAGGCGCCAGUCGAGCUUCCAGUCGCCGCCCAGCUGCCGACCGGGGUCGUAGCGGUAUGCGCGGAGACCGCUCACCUGAAUCUCCGCAGUCGAUGCGAGCAGAAGAUUUCGUGAGCAGCGCAGACACCAACGCUGCUCGCCCACGUCAACGCAGCGUCAGCCGCCAACCUCGAGACCGGUCCAUUAGCAGGAGGCCCACGCCUGCGAUUCGAGGAUCCAGCCUGACCCGCAACCAGAUGAGGGCCGGAUCGCCAGAUUCCCUUUCGUCCAGCCUCCACGGCGCACCUCGAUCGCGUCCUCUAACACGGACCCGGAAGGAACUUGCAGCGAAAGAGCUGGAAGCCCGCCGACUGUCGUUGGCCCGACGUCCUUCAGCACCUGCGAUCCCUCAUCCCGAGGAGUUCAAAUUCCGGCCGCUGUCUGGAGGACGCUCCAACACGGACGAUAUGCUGGGCUCAAUGUCAAUGUAUCGCGAUCCGAUCCAGCGGAGCCAGACAGCGGAUCCGAUCAACAAACCAGCAAACAGAUUCUUGGCCAAAGGAACCUCCACGCCUUCGGUACCUAUCGGUCUGCCGGCCAACCCCCGGGCCAUGCGUCAUCCGAGGUACAUGAGUGCAGAGCCUGAGGAAUGGGAGGAGGUACCUGCUGUGCCCGCCAUCCCGCAAAACCAUCAAUAUCCCCAGGAGCCACAAGAAGCUCAGGAGGACGACGUCGGCCCGCUACUUCCCGCAACCACGUUCCUGCCCUCUACCACAUUCGGGCAGUCAGCUAACCUGCCUCGCUCUGCAUCGGCACCCCCGCAGGAGAUUCUUCUGCCAAACGCCUUCCCUGGUGCAGGAAGACGUCCAUCUCUCAGUGGGCCUCGCAGCCACACGCGGAUGAACUCGCCACCGGAGAUCUUGGUGCCCUCCAACUACAAGCGUGUCAGCCCACCCCCGUUCAGGAACAGCAUCGACGGCACCAUCAACGAGACUCAGGUGAUCAUCAUCGAGGAGGAAGAUGUCGCGCCGCCGGUCCUCUCGCAGCUCCAGCAUCUGGGUGCUCCACCGCCGCCACCGCCGCCGCCGCCACCACCGCCACCUCCCCCACCGUUCCAUUUCGGCGGCGGUGCUGCUCCUAACGGGGUCACUGUGGUGAGUGUAGCGAUAGAGGAACAGCCACAGCGCGUUUCGCCGACGAACAUGUCUGCAGCUGGCUCGCCUCAAGCCCAUCGACGAGGUCGCGGCAGUGUCAGCGAGAACCUUGGAUCGACGUUCAGACGCGUGACCGACCGCAUGCGCAGCACCAGUCGAUCGGGACACAGAUCGCCACCAGCUGGGCGUUCUGACCUUGCAGCUCCGUACGAAAGCGUAGCGGACUACUCAUACUCUCGGGGCCCAGCUACGCGUUCGCCCGGCGAGGGAAACCACCUGGACGCGUACUUUAACAGCAUGCCACCGCCUCCGCCGCCGGCCCCGACGCAGCCGUGGGAGGCAGUGGUUCCGGCCAGCGAGGACCAGAGCUUCUACCGACACCCGAAGGAGGUGCGUGCCAACAUGCCGCCCCAGACGCUGCAGGCGGGGGUGUACAAGCCCGAGGCGACGCCGAUGAUCUGA
Ascochyta rabiei is the source of this 4992-nucleotide messenger RNA. RefSeq lists its product as uncharacterized. Lineage: Eukaryota; Fungi; Ascomycota; Dothideomycetes; Pleosporales; Didymellaceae. The transcript has 4 exons. Gene Ontology annotation, biological process: positive regulation of transcription by RNA polymerase II. The record is from RefSeq and is a predicted model, not a curated record. Gene Ontology annotation, cellular component: nucleus. Gene Ontology annotation, molecular function: transcription factor binding. The coding region runs from base 1 to 4992 and encodes 1663 amino acids.